Molecule: messenger RNA, 1952 nt
Organism: Mya arenaria
Lineage: Eukaryota; Metazoa; Mollusca; Bivalvia; Myida; Myidae
Exons: 6
Coding region: 158-1072 (304 amino acids)
Biological process (GO): immune response
Cellular component (GO): membrane
Molecular function (GO): tumor necrosis factor receptor binding
Source: RefSeq, a predicted model, not a curated record
UUCCUGUUUCGUUUUAUUCCGGACUUAUCAUACAAUUCUCUAUUUGUUGAACUCACUGAAAGGACUUAAUCCUGCCAGACAUCAGCCCUGCGUUCAGUAGCAUCGUAGUGUAUUUACACAACAGACAAGCAAUCAUCUUUACUGAACUUAUAGCAGGAUGUCUGCUGGUCCCAAGCCCACAAAAAUGGAGAGGGGGUCCGGCAAAUUUAAUUGCAUUCAUUCUAAGACAGUUGCUGUUGCUCUCAAACGAAAGAACCAUGCUGUCAUUUGUAUAGUAGCGAGCAUCAUCCUAACGUUGAUUUUUCUAGUUUUCAUAAUAAUGUGGUCUGUUAUAAGAGAACCUUUAACAAUGUCAAAAGAAAGCUUAGCAUGCAUUCCUUGCAACAAAAUGGAACACAGUUCUAACAAAAACCUAGACCCUGCUGCUGGUAUCAAAAGGAGAGACGAUGGGAUGUGCUGCGGAUCUGUCGAAAGCAUUGCGCAGAUGUUGUUUCAAAAGGAAAUGGCAGUUCAGUAUUACUACAGCAGUUCCAGUGGAAGUCUCAUUGACAUGGCAGAAGUGUAUGCUGACUGUGAAAGGGAAACAAACGACAAGCAACCCAUUGCUAAAGUAGUUGGAAUUGUGGAGUGCACUCCAAGCUACAUAGUUGAGGGUCAUUACAAGGUCCUGUGGAAUAAAAACGGUCGAACUUUUUAUGCCAACAAUUGCGUCCACUUGCAACUCGAAGGUGAGAUAUUUGUCCGGAAGGCUGGCUACUACAUCGUUUCGUCGCAGCUGAAUCUACGGAGACGACGUUCAGAGACAAACACACCGAUAAAUGAAACCAGACCAACGACGUUCAGUCAUCAUGUAGACCUGCUCUCACACAUGUAUGGCACAACUGGUGUGCUGAUGCAAACCAAAAAAUCAAUUGAAAUAAAUGGGGUUCACUUCACAAGUUUCCUGUCAGCGGUUUUCAAGCUCAACAAGUAUGACAGGCUCUCUGUGUCUGUAUCGCAUCCUGAAUUGUUAGACUUUAACAAUCCCAAUGAUCAUUUCCUGGUGUAUUACACUUAUGAUCAGCCAAACUAAAAUACGCUUCAAUUACGUUUUACUUUAGCAUAUCAAUUCAAAGAAAACUAAGUAAAAGAACAUGUUUUUAAAAGUUCCCACAUAAACCCCAUAAGCAGUGCCUCAUAUUUUUUUCAUAUGCAUCUAUAUUCCGACACACGACUUUUAACCAAGGAUGAUUCAUAGUCACAUUGAUCUUGAAUAUCGUGCUGACAAAUAUAUUAACCAAGAUUCAUGAAGAUCGGGGAAAAACUGUUGUAUUUGCCCGCUUUUUGCCAAUCGAUAACUCAGAGUUUCGAUUAAAAAUAUUCAUUUUCAAGGCUCUUCAGUUGAGGAACACAAGUGUUUAUAUCUGGGAGUAGGAUUUUGUUAGUGGUCCCCGUUUAUAAAAAUGCUGUAAUGUUUAUUGCUAACCACUGCAAAGCUAGAUUAAUUAUAAGUUUUUAACGAACUACACAUCAUCGAUGUACAAAGCUGUUAUUCCUUUGUUUAUUUUGCUACUUACAAGUUUGAUUUUUCAAUGUAUACGAUUACCCUUUAAGUUAUACUUUUUAAACAACUAACCAUUUUACAGUGGUAUGUCAACUAGUGGAACCCUGCGCGUGUGCACUGGCCGUACAGCCGGGAAAACUUGUUGAUGUUAUCACUGUUUUCGAUGCUCUUAUCCAAUUUUCCUAUUUGUAUUUGUAUGCAUGAAUAUAUCGAACGGCUUUUGUUAAUACUCGCACCAAUAUGUGUUCAUUUAAACAAUAUUGUUACAUAUAAACUUUAAUUUCCAGGUCACAAGCUCAUUGUUUUUAUUUAUUUAAUAUGCUAUUCAUGUCAAAAAAAUAGCUCAAUGAUCUAAUGCUUCUUGUUAAUACAUACCAGACUUCAAAUAAAGAUUCUUGUAUCUAUUGUA